Cimex lectularius (bed bug) is the source of this 2496-nucleotide messenger RNA. RefSeq names its product V-type proton ATPase catalytic subunit A. Gene Ontology annotation, cellular component: proton-transporting V-type ATPase, V1 domain; lysosomal membrane. The transcript has 10 exons. Lineage: Eukaryota; Metazoa; Arthropoda; Insecta; Hemiptera; Cimicidae. Gene Ontology annotation, biological process: proton transmembrane transport; ATP metabolic process. The record is from RefSeq and is a predicted model, not a curated record. The coding region runs from base 70 to 1911 and encodes 613 amino acids. Gene Ontology annotation, molecular function: ATP hydrolysis activity; proton-transporting ATPase activity, rotational mechanism; ATP binding.
AAAAUUAACUUUUCUUUUUCAGAUCCGGCCUUGUUUUUCUUUUUCACGAAGAAUUAAAAAACACUGAAAAUGACUUUACCGAAAAUAAGAGACGAGGAGAAGGAAUCGCAGUUUGGCUAUGUCUUCGCCGUCUCCGGCCCUGUCGUCACUGCGGAGAAAAUGUCUGGCUCUGCUAUGUACGAAUUGGUCAGAGUUGGAUAUUUUGAACUUGUCGGCGAGAUCAUUCGUCUUGAAGGUGACAUGGCAACAAUUCAGGUGUACGAGGAAACUUCGGGUGUCACUGUAGGUGAUCCUGUACUGAGAACUGGAAAGCCCCUUUCUGUUGAGCUCGGCCCUGGUAUUCUGGGCAGUAUUUUUGAUGGGAUUCAGCGACCUCUCAAGGACAUUAAUGAGAUUUCGAACAGCAUUUACAUCCCAAAGGGUGUAAACAUCCCUGCCCUAUCAAGAAGUACCAAAUGGGACUUCAGCCCAUUAAACAUCAAAGUCGGCAGCCAUGUGACUGGAGGUGAUCUGUAUGGUGUGGUCCAGGAGAACACACUCGUCAAACAUAAAAUGCUUGUACCUUUAAAGGCAAAAGGAACAGUGACAUACAUUGCCCCAGCUGGCUCCUACACAGUUGAAGAUGUCGUAAUGGAAACGGAAUUUGAUGGAGAGAAGAUGAAAGUCACUAUGUUGCAAGUAUGGCCUGUGAGACAGCCUCGUCCUGUUACAGAAAAGCUUCCAGCCAACUACCCACUUCUUACCGGGCAACGUGUCUUAGAUGCUCUUUUCCCAUGUGUGCAGGGAGGUACAACAGCCAUUCCUGGAGCCUUCGGUUGCGGAAAGACUGUGAUUUCGCAAGCCCUCUCUAAAUACUCCAACUCUGAUGUCAUCAUUUAUGUUGGUUGUGGAGAAAGAGGAAAUGAAAUGUCUGAGGUAUUGAGAGAUUUCCCAGAACUUUCUGUUGAAAUUGAUGGAGUGACAGAAUCAAUUAUGAAGAGAACAGCGCUAGUCGCCAACACGUCUAACAUGCCUGUAGCUGCUCGAGAAGCUUCCAUCUACACAGGAAUCACAUUAUCAGAAUAUUUCCGUGACAUGGGUUACAAUGUGUCUAUGAUGGCCGAUUCAACAUCUCGUUGGGCCGAGGCUCUGAGAGAAAUCUCCGGCCGUCUGGCUGAAAUGCCUGCCGACAGCGGUUAUCCUGCUUACUUAGGUGCUCGUUUGGCUUCAUUCUACGAAAGAGCCGGCCGAGUCAAAUGUCUGGGAAAUCCGGAGAGAGAGGGCUCUGUGAGUAUUGUCGGUGCUGUAUCACCUCCUGGUGGUGACUUCUCAGAUCCUGUAACAUCGGCUACACUCGGUAUCGUACAGGUCUUCUGGGGUUUAGAUAAGAAACUUGCUCAAAGGAAGCACUUUCCCUCAAUUAACUGGCUUAUCUCAUACAGCAAAUACAUGCGAGCGCUUGAUGACUUUUAUGACAAAAACUUCAGCGAGUUUGUCCCACUCAGGACAAAAGUUAAGGAAAUAUUGCAGGAAGAGGAAGACUUGUCAGAAAUUGUACAACUUGUUGGUAAAGGCUCAUUGGCCGAAUCUGAUAAAAUCACUUUGGAAAUAGCUAAACUCCUUAAGGAUGACUUUUUGCAACAAAACAGCUACUCACCAUACGACAGAUUCUGCCCAUUUUACAAGACUGUCGGCAUGCUGAAGAACAUGAUAGCAUUUUACGACAUGGCAAGGCACGCCGUAGAGUCGACGGCUCAAAGCGAGAACAAAAUCACAUGGGCUGUCAUCAAAGAGAGCAUGGGAAAUAUUCUUUAUCAGCUUUCUUCCAUGAAAUUCAAGGAUCCUGUGAAGGAUGGUGAGGCCAAAAUUAGAGCCGAUUUCGACCAACUUCAUGAAGACAUGCAACAAGCCUUCAGAAACCUGGAAGACUAAUUAACUUGUAAAUUAAAUCCUCCGUCGACAAUAGCAACACCACAGUUAUCGUGUAUCAGUGCAAUCUACAUUUUUCUUUGUCCAUACCACCCUUUAAUUUAUCGCGUUUUUAUUUUACUUCUUCAACAUUAUUGUAUAUAUGGAAAAAAUUGUAAAAUUGAGAUAUAUAUAUUAAGAACAUGAAGCAGUGAGAGAGAAAUAGUGUAUAUCAUUUGUUUGUUGAAGGGUUUUUGGGCUUUAGAUAUUAUGAUUAGUUGUAUAUCUAGGGUAGAUUAAGCUUUUCAUACAAUUUUUGACCUUCGACGUCAUUUGUUAAAAUUUUGAAAAGCAUUUAGGGUGCGGUUAAUAUUUCUUUGUUAAUAAAUUCUCACCAUUUCAGCAUUCCAUUUAUAUAAGUAAAAUAUAUGUAUAUAAAAAUUAUAUACAUGUGACUGUAAAUUAAAUUUAAAUUGAAAUGAAAUUAUAUAAGAUUGGUGGAAAUGUAAACAAACCCAGUAUUAACAGUAAUAGUAUAUCAAAAAUAUCACUGUGUAAUUAAUUAUGUUAUUAAUAUUGUUGAAUUUUUAAAAUUGAUUUAUUUUCUUU